AUGCGAAAGUUCGAUCCAUGGUUGGUGUUCUUCAAGAGUGAGUGGAAUCGGAACUGGCCGUUCCUGAUCGAUUUCGCCAUCACCGACACGCUCAUCACCAAGUUCUCUCUCGGUCUUACCGAGGAGGACGCAAAAAAUUCUCCGUUCGUGCAGAGGCAUAAGAAGUACGCAUCUCAAAUCCCCAUUCUCUUGAACAAUUUCAAACCUAAUUUGAGUUAA
Molecule: messenger RNA, 219 nt
Organism: Malus domestica (apple)
Lineage: Eukaryota; Viridiplantae; Streptophyta; Magnoliopsida; Rosales; Rosaceae
Product: ATP synthase small subunit 6, mitochondrial-like
Source: RefSeq, a predicted model, not a curated record